Messenger RNA from Colletotrichum navitas, 978 nucleotides. RefSeq names its product branched-chain-amino-acid aminotransferase. Lineage: Eukaryota; Fungi; Ascomycota; Sordariomycetes; Glomerellales; Glomerellaceae. The coding region runs from base 31 to 978 and encodes 315 amino acids. The transcript has 3 exons. The record is from RefSeq and is a predicted model, not a curated record. Gene Ontology annotation, biological process: branched-chain amino acid metabolic process. Gene Ontology annotation, molecular function: branched-chain-amino-acid:2-oxoglutarate transaminase activity.
UGGACCGUUCCAAAGUUUGUCGAGGACCCUAUGCUCUCGGUACACGGCCUAGCACCCGGCCUACACUAUGGUGCGCAGGGAUAUCUCGGUCGCUUGGAAUUCAAUACUGUCAAAACUAACAUUCACAACUGGAAUGAAGCCCGCAGAGACCCGAACGGCGAAAUCCUCAUUUUUCGACCCGACGCAAACGCGGCCAGAAUGAGAAGGUCUGCAGCCUUUGUUUCUAUGCCCGAGGUUCCGGAAGAGAUAUUUCUCGAAAGCGUUCAUUUGGCCGUCAGGAGGAACGCCGAGUAUGUCUGCCCCCACGAGGUCGAAGGAUCUCUCUAUAUUCGGCCGUUCCAGUUCGGUUCAAGCGCUCAGAUCGGUCUGGAACCCCCGGACGAAUUUCUUUUCUGUGUCUUCGUACAGCCUCAUAUAGGUUUUCAUGGCAGAGGUUCCAUCAAGGCUUUGGUGCUUGAUGACUUUGACCGCGCUGCUACUAGAGGAUCCGGUGCGGUGAAAGUAGGUGGAAACUACGCUCCAGUCAUACGAUGGACCGCUGAAGCAAGGAAAAAAGGCUACAAUGUGCUUCUACACGUAGAUAGUCAGACUCAGACCGAGAUUGAUGAGUUUUCGACUUCGGGUUUCAUCGGCAUCCAGGAGGGGGACAGAGAAACCGUAGUCGUGAUCGCAAAUAGCAAAGCGGCCAUUGAGAGUAUAACAGCGGAUUCGGCUGCGAAGAUUGCUGUCGAGCUUGGAUGGAGAGUGGAAAAGAGGACUGUGAAACUCGCCGAGUUGCCGACCUUCACAGAGGUUCUUGCCGCAGGAACUGCGUCUGGUUUGGCGCCAGUAUCAUGCAUUCACCGAAAGUCAACUAAUGAAACCUUCCACUUUCUUCCGGGCGGGCCAGCUUAUGAGAAACUUUGGGGCAGGCUGAAGAGCAUUCAAAACGGCAUGGCAGUUGAUAACUUUGGUUGGUGCCAUAAGCUUCUAGAGUAG